This is a messenger RNA of Penicillium brasilianum, 1401 nucleotides long. Lineage: Eukaryota; Fungi; Ascomycota; Eurotiomycetes; Eurotiales; Aspergillaceae. The record is from the annotation of a GenBank genome assembly.
AUGCAGAAUGCCCAAGUGUGGCAGGAUGCAGGCGUGGGGUCUUUGGACCUCAAGCGUGCCCUCUCCGCCAUCUCGGAUAUCCCUGAAUCUCUCUUGAGAGCCGAACUCCAGCGACGAAAUGUAGCUCGAGCCUCAGACCCAGCCGGCGAUGCGCCGGCAUGUGGUUCUGGCCAGAGAGGCGAUUAUAAUACACCACUACAUGUGAUGGCUCUUUUCUUGAUACUAGGACUGAGCACAUUUGCCUGCUCAUUCCCCGUCCUUGCGCGCCGGUUCCCUCGCCUUCCGAUCCCCCGCCGCUUCCUCUUCAUCUCAAGACAUUUCGGAACAGGCGUGUUGAUUGCGACGGCCUUUGUCCAUCUCCUACCAACCGCAUUUGUAUCGUUGACCGAUCCAUGUCUCCCGCGGUUCUGGAGCCGAACGUAUCGCGCCAUGGCGGGUUUCGUGGCUAUGAUCGCAGUCUUUGCUGUGGUUUUGGUUGAAAUGUUCUUUGCGAUGAAGGGCGCCGGCCACGUGCACGCGAACGAUUACGAUACCCUCAUGGGAGACAUCGGCCGUGAUUCUAUGGAUGACUUCCAGCACCAGGACUCGAGUUACGCGCAUUUGGGGGCCCGGACGCCGCCUGGCAAUAUUCUCAUGGAAGGUCUACGACAUGAGGACCAUGGGGAUGCCGAAAGGGCAUCCGGCUCUUCACGCGAGUUUGACCGGUCAUCCCUCAGGGGUUCUCACCCCGAUAAGGAGGACGAGGAGGACGAUGGUGAUAUUGAGGGACUUGACCCGUACGCGGAUGAUGUUCCAAUCAAUGGACAGGCGCAACAAGCUUCAGGACUUCACCACCGUCAUCGGGCUCGGGCAAAUGCUAACUACAGGCCCCAGGAUGAGAUGGCCUCGCCGAUGCAAAAUCCACAACGCCAGCUUCUUCAGUGUCUUCUCUUGGAAGCCGGUAUUCUGUUCCACAGCAUUUUCAUCGGCAUGGCUCUCAGCGUCGCGACGGGUACGUCGUUCAUCGUCCUCCUUAUUGCUAUCAGCUUCCACCAGACCUUUGAAGGGUUUGCCCUGGGCUCUCGCAUUGCCUCUCUCAUCCCCGAUCUCUUCUCGCCGUCUUCCGCAAAGCCGUGGCUCAUGUGCCUGGCAUACGGAACGACUACUCCUAUUGGCCAAGCCAUUGGCCUUGUUUUACACAAUUUGUACGAUCCCGCAAGUACAACCGGGCUGCUCAUGGUGGGUAUCACCAAUGCCAUCAGUAGUGGUUUGCUACUGUUUGCGGGUCUGGUGGAGUUGCUUGCCGAAGACUUCUUAAGUGAGUCGAGUUAUGAGACUCUCAAGGGUAGACGGCGCGUUGAAGCUUGUAUAUCAGUUGCCUGUGGAGCUCUCCUGAUGGCAUUCGUGGGGGCUUUUGCCUAG